Messenger RNA from Polypterus senegalus (gray bichir), 1883 nucleotides. RefSeq names its product secernin 3 (gene scrn3). Bases 158 to 1423 code for a protein of 421 amino acids. The record is from RefSeq and is a predicted model, not a curated record. Gene Ontology annotation, biological process: proteolysis. The transcript has 9 exons. NCBI's taxonomy places the organism in Eukaryota, Metazoa, Chordata, Cladistia, Polypteriformes, Polypteridae. Gene Ontology annotation, molecular function: cysteine-type exopeptidase activity; dipeptidase activity.
CAACCUGUGCGCAUGCGUCUAAAGUGGACCGCGAAGAGGAGAACCUUGAAGUAAAGGCACACGGGUGACACCAGAACCGAGGAAACAGUUGACAACAAGUAAGCAGUCAGGUUCAGUGACUUAUCAAACUACUGGUUUGCAGUCCAUUUCACGUGGCAUGGCUGCCAGGCGUAUUCCACCUUCUUCUUGUGACACUUUUGUGGCCCUGCCACCUGCUACGGUUGGAGAACGUGUCAUUUUUGGAAAGAAUUCCGACAGGCCCUGCGAUGAGGUUCAAGAGGUGGUGUACUUCCCAGCUGCCAGUUAUGAGCCAGGAACCAAACUCGAGUGUACAUACAUAGAGAUCGACCAAGUGGAUCAAACUUUCCCAGUUGUUCUCAGCCGACCAGCAUGGAUGUGGGGAGCAGAGAUGGGUGCAAACGACUGUGGAGUGUGCAUUGGGAACGAGGCUGUGUGGGGUCGGGAAGAGGCUAAUGACGAGGAGGCUCUGCUGGGUAUGGAUCUUGUCAGACUUGGCCUCGAGAGAGCAGAUACUGCUGAAAAGGCACUGGAUGUUAUCGUGGAUCUACUUGAAAAAUACGGACAAGGUGGAAACUGUAUGGAAGACGAGUCCAUUUUUACAUAUCACAACAGUUUUCUGAUCGCUGACCGGAAAGAGGCCUGGAUCUUGGAAACAUCAGGAAAAUACUGGGGCGCGGAAAAAAUAGCAGAUGGAGUGCGUAACAUUUCAAACCAAUUUUCCAUCACAACUAAAAUUGACAGGGAGCAUCCAGACAUGAGGGACUAUGCCAGGAGCAAAUGUUGGUGGGAUGGAAAAAAGGAGUUCAAUUUUGCUGCAGUUUAUUUUUACUUGAACACAGCAAGAAUGGAAGCGUCAGGCAGCAGAUACUGUGAAGGCCGCACACUUUUAAAUAAACACAAAGGAAAUAUAACAGCCAGAACCAUGAUGGAAAUUCUACGAGACAAAGAAAGUGGCAUAAACAUGGAGGGGUCUUUUUUAACAACUGGAAGCAUGGUGUCUGUGUUACCCAAGGAUGCUGGCUUGCCUUGUGUCCAUUAUUUCACGGGCACACCUGACCCUGAAAGGUCUGUCUUCAAGCCCUUUGUUUUUGUACAAGGCAUUGGACAACUGAAAGAAACCUGCUCUCCCACCUUCGGACCUGAUGAUCCUGUCAAAAAAAGGCCCCGUUUUCAAUCAAAGCCUGACCGCAGGCAUGCCUUAUAUAAGAAACAUGAAUUAGCAGCGGCAAUCAUGGAGACCACGAAGGAAAGAGGAGAGGGCAUACGGAAGAAGUUGAUGACACUGGAGACACAAAGAAUUGAAGAAAUGGAGAAGCUUGCUCAGAGCAGUAUUUCGGACUGGACCUUAGUUGUCCACAUCUUCUCGGACACUGUGCAGGACGAGCUGAAGGCUUACAGCUAAUGAGUCUUUCAGAAAACACAUAUGAACCUGUGUUUUAAGUGCUGCCUGCUUAUUUGCUUUAAAGAUUCAUGUGGUGUGAGCCUCACAGUGAAGGCGUUUUGGUUCAGCAUCAUAAAGUAGAUGACCAUUUCCCUCGUUCAAGACCACAAUUCAGUCUUUUGCUUUUUCAGUAAAGGGAAGCGCUGGUGCAGAUGACAUCGUAUUUCUAUCAAUUUUGUAUUUUUUGAGUUGCCUCUAUCACUUAAACUCACUGAGCUGCUUUUUUUAAUCAGAGAGUCCUGAUUAAUGUCUAGGACAUCUCGCCAUAAUAAGUGCUGAUUUGCUGAAUCUUUAACUGAUCUUUUAAAGUAGCAGAAGACAAACAUAUCAGACUUUUAACUAGUUUGCAAAUAUUAAAAUAAGGUGCCGUUAAAUGAAUAUUAUAUGAACUUGGAAAAUAAAUAGCACUUUGUAAAUCUUG